AGUGAGGACUGCCUUUACCUCAACAUUUUUGUUCCCCUUGAUGUGAACCUCACUUCUCCUCGAGGGCGCCCCCUGCCCAUCAUGGUGUGGAUCCAUGGAGGCGAUUUCGUAGCCGGUUCUGCCUCCAAGCCGUUGUCUGACGAGCGCUUCAUCAGUAACUUCACCAACACUGUUGUCGUGAAUCUGCAGUACCGACUGGGGGCAUUUGGAUUCCUUGUGUCGGGUGAAGAUCCCCACUCCUCAGCUGCAGGGAAUUAUGGGAUUUUGGACCAGCAGGCGGCUCUUCUUUGGGUACAGCAGAACAUUGCUGCAUUCGGAGGUGACCCCAGCAAGGUUACAAUAUUUGGAGAGAGUGCUGGAGCUCAGUCAGUCGGUCUCCACCUGAUGAUUCAGAGCAGCGAGCCGCUCUUUAAACAAGCUGUCCUGCAGAGCCUGCCCUUUUCCAUCCCACUAAAGACCAGAUACGAUGCACUGCAGUUGGGAAAAGACUUUGCCGAGCAGACCAACUGCUCUGUGAGCGACUUCAUCUGCCUGAUGUCUCUUUCUCCACAGACUAUCCUGGCUGCACAGCUAAAAACAAGUUCUACGAUUGUGAACCCGUUCAAGUUUCUGGAGGUUUUUGAGACGUGGGGUCCAAAUAUUGAUGGGGAGCUGAUUCGAGAGCAGGCUAUCUCUGCCUUUCAGGAUGGCCACUGGCAGAAAGAGAAGACCGUGCUGCUGGGAACGACCUCAGAGGAAGGGGUGCUCUUUGUGUACGGGGUCUUUAACAAACCAGUGUCUGUGGUGGAGUGCACCGUGUAUAUCGCAGCCAUCUUUAAACAACACACCCUCCAGAUCCUACGCAAGUACUUGCCCCUGUACAAGGAAGCUGACCGCAGAAACAUGCUAAACCAG
This is a messenger RNA of Nematolebias whitei (Rio pearlfish), 894 nucleotides long. RefSeq names its product crystal protein. Lineage: Eukaryota; Metazoa; Chordata; Actinopteri; Cyprinodontiformes; Rivulidae. The record is from RefSeq and is a predicted model, not a curated record.